CCCCAAACGGAGAGACGACACAGCGGACUGCAUCACUGCCGGGACAGCAGCUUGGGACUCGAACCUCCUACCGGCGACAUGACUGCUGCGGCCGCUGCCGCGGAUGAGCUGCACGAGCGCUGCUUCCUGACAGCGCAGGCCAUGUCCAGCCUGAAGGUGUCGGAGCACUUCCGGGUGGUCAAGCUCCUGGGGGAGGGGUCGUACGGAAAGGUGGUGCUGGCCGUACACAGGAAGAGAGGAACCCCCAUGGCUCUGAAGUUCUUCCCACGCCAGACUACCUCGCUCACCUCCUUCCUGAGGGAAUACAACCUCUCCCUUUACUACUGCACGCACCCCUCCCUGACGCGAGCCCUGGGUAUCUUCUUUUCCACGCCGUCGCACUACGUCUUCGCUCAGCAGGCCGGUCUCCACGGCGACCUCUACAGCGUCAUCGUGUCAGAGGUGGGACUGGAAGAAGAACGCGUGCAGAGGGUGAUGUGUCAGCUGAGCGGCGCCGUGACGCACCUGCACUCCCUGGGCUUCGUGCACCGCGACAUCAAACCCGAGAACAUCUUCCUGUGCGACGGCUGCUGUCGUUGGGUCAAACUGGGAGACUUCGGCUUGACGCGGCCCAUCGGCGCCCGCGUCUACGCCGUCUGGUACCAGUCGCCCUUCUGCACCCCCGAGGUGGAGGCCGCCAAGGCGGGGGAGAAGACCAAGGAGGGCGACGACGCGGGCGAGGAAGAGGAGGAGGAGCCUAUUUGGAUGACGGUGGAGCCCUCCGUGGACAGCUGGGCCCUGGGGGUCCUCACCUACUGCCUGCUGACCGGCUGCUUCCCCUGGGAGGAGAGCACCAGCGACGACCCCGCUUACGGACGCUACAAGGCGUGGUUUGAGCGCCAGGAUGAGCGGGAAUGCGGCGGGAAAGGUCGGCAGGAAGCGGACGCGGACCGGAUCAUGAAGGAGAACCACAGGAACAAUCCCCCCCCGAAGCAGUUCCACGGCCUCAGCCCCCUCGUCAUGACGCUGCUCCGUCAGCUGCUCCACCCGGAGCCCCGGCGGCGAGGGGGCCCCGAGGAGGUCCUGAGUUACCUCGGGGGGCCCUGGCUGAUGGAGACGGAACAGGAGGAGAGGAGGAGGGCGGAGGAGGCCGAGAGGGAGGCCGGCAAAAUAAGGGAGGCGGGGGGCGGAGUGGAGGAGGAGCUGCUGAGGGAGGGAAGGGGGGAAAGAUAAAAAUGGAGAUCAAUUUUUUUUUUUUUUUUAUGCUAACCACAUCAAUCACGCCUUGGUCACAAUAUUAGGUACACUUGCGUCAUCUCGGGUGUGCAGCAUGUAAAUAAAUACUCGAUGUACGUGUGUUUGAAUAAAAACUACACAUACUUUUUACUCCAUACUAUUAAAUAUUACACAUUGUAUACGCUGAUUAUAAAUAAAGUUUUUUUUCAUGUU
Doryrhamphus excisus (bluestripe pipefish) is the source of this 1428-nucleotide messenger RNA. It is a transcript of the gene sbk3, whose product is annotated as SH3 domain binding kinase family, member 3. NCBI's taxonomy places the organism in Eukaryota, Metazoa, Chordata, Actinopteri, Syngnathiformes, Syngnathidae. Gene Ontology annotation, biological process: protein phosphorylation. The record is from RefSeq and is a predicted model, not a curated record. Gene Ontology annotation, molecular function: ATP binding; protein serine/threonine kinase activity.